Molecule: messenger RNA, 1109 nt
Organism: Protopterus annectens (West African lungfish)
Lineage: Eukaryota; Metazoa; Chordata; Ceratodontiformes; Protopteridae
Product: N-acetylaspartate synthetase-like
Exons: 3
Coding region: 147-857 (236 amino acids)
Molecular function (GO): N-acetyltransferase activity
Source: RefSeq, a predicted model, not a curated record
UGCUGAGUCUGAGCCCUUCACAUGCAAGCUACUACAGGGUAGAAGGUCCUUAUUGCAUAACUGUAAUAUUAAGCUCUGCAUGUAAAUACUGUAAAUCACACCUAUAUCAAAGAGACCUGAAACUGAGGGAGUUAAAAACAAGGACUAUGACUACAAGAAGUACAUUCAGUAAAAAAGGAGAAACUACAGAUGUGGAUAUUUCCAGCACCACCAUUCGACACUAUGAAUCAAGAGACAAUUCCGAUGUCCUACGGAUGUUCACACAAUGCCACAUAGAUUUAAUUAUACCUGCCUUCAGACGAGCAUUGAAACAACCAUCCAAUAUCAGCUUGCUUCUUGUGUGUGGUACUGUGGCCUAUGUAAUUACUCAGUCUGUAAUGGCUGUAAUGUUAGUAAUGGCUGUCUUAGCCUUUGUAAUAUACUAUGCAUGCAAAAUGGUGUAUAUAGAUUUUAUAGAGUUAAUGCUUAACACUGAAAUGGCUGACAUAGAGGAACAUUUCUUGAGACCCCCUGGUUCCUGUUUUUGGGUGGCAGAAGCAAAUGGUAAAGUAAUUGCCACAGCUGGAUUGAAGAAAACUUAUGAAAAACCCCAAACCUGCAAACUGACUCGUGUGUUUGUUGACCCUCACUACCGACGUUCUGGGUUAGGAAGAAAGAUGAUGCAAGAGGUGCUGGGUUUUAUAGAACAUAAUGGAUAUAAAACUUGUGUACUAGAUACCACGGUUUUACAAGUUGCUGCUAUAAACUUAUACAAAAAAAUGGGAUUUCGUGCAUGUGGACAAAUUUCAUUCCCUGGAAACACUUGCGUUAUUUUUUUGUCUCAAGUAUACUUGCUAAAGUUUGAAAGACAUUUUUAAGGUAAUAAAUCCCAAUCAGAAUGAUGCAUCUUUCCCUACUGCUCUGUAAUUGCCAAGGUGAAAUACAUUUUUAUUUCCAAUGUGCUUAUUUCACAACUAGAUAAAGGUGGGAUUUAAAACAGAACCCUCUGGACCAAUGUAAUUCAUCUGACUGUAAUGGAAUGUAUAUAUGUAAUCUAGUAGCAAUGAAACCAGUGCCUUAAUAAAAAGAGUAUAUAGCCUUUAAAAUUAAAGCCAUUUUAAGAACCGUUA